UGCUCUCCGCGCAAGCUCCGCGGGCACCGGCGCGCCCUGGGUAGCUUCCCGCUCCCCUCGUGUUGCCAGAUGGAUGCCAGAGACAAACAGCUUUUACGCUCCCUGCGCCUGGAGCUCUGCACGGAGGUGCUGGUGGAUGGACUCGUUAUUCAGUAUCUCUACCAAGAAGGGAUUCUCACAGACAGUCAUGUUCAAGAAAUAAAAGCCCAAACCACUAGUCAGAGGAAAACCAUGAUGCUCCUUGAUAUUCUCCCCACCAGAGGACCCAAAGCUUUCGAUGCGUUCUUGGAUUCCUUACAGGAGUUCCCAUGGGUUAAGGACAAGCUGAUGCUGAAGCGUAAGGAAAUGACAAUACAAGAUCCUUCAGACUUAAGUGAAGUUGCACCAUGCAUUUUGAAGAUGUCACCAACAGACCAGCAGUUAAACAAGCUGGCGAGGAGGCUGGGACCUGAAUGGGAGCAUGUAGUUCUAUGCUUGGGUUUGUCCCAUACUGACAUCUAUCGAUGUAAAGUCAAUCACCCUCACAACCUGCAGUCACAGAUCGUAGCUGCAUUUGUCCUGUGGAAACAGCGUUUGGGAAAAAAAGCAACAAUCCAAAGCCUGCACGCCAGCCUGAAGGCAGAGGAAGUGGAUCCUUCGGUGAUACAGUACAUGCUUGAAUAAAGCCGUGCUAUUUAUUCAGAGCUUCCACAUUCAAUCAACUAAAGAGGGUGGAAGUGUAUGUUGAAGAUCGGAUGCCUCAAACUGUAAAAACAAGUGGGGCUGGGAACUGUGAUUUUAUUAAGCUUAAACAUUCCAAUUUUCUGUGGCAUCUUGUGACUUGUAAUUCUUUUCAUGCAGAUUAAUUUUUAGCAGGCAUUAAAAAGUGUAUCACUCUUUCAUGUUCCCUUUUGUGCUAUUUCAGUGGGGAUAUAGGGUGACAAAGUUCUUGCAAGCAGGUGAGCCUGCAGUGAGUUCAGCAAGGUUUUCGAUUUCACUUAGGGAGCAAGACUUGGUUUAACUUAUUUUCUGGACUAUGUAGGAGCCUCUUUACUGCUGUUUCAUGCUAGUUCCCUGAUACUAAAGCAAGAAAUGAGACUAAUCACCAUUAUUAAUUUAACAAUUUUGCAACAGUUAUUGCAGGUGGUUAAUUUCACAUUUAUAAAAGUUUCAGCACAUACAUUUUCUUGCUAGAAUAGAUGGCUGCCACUUUGGUCUGCCUUUGAAAAAGGCCCUAAGUGGAAGUAGCAGGAAUGUAGUGUGCCUGUGAGGGUUUCUGCAGUUAUUAUUUAAUGGGUGUAGGUUUCUGCAGGCACCCCCUAUGUGCAUAUGCCAUGUCACAGGUGGGGAGUUCUCAGGAAAGACACACAGUAGAAAAGUGACCAGAAGUAGGCAAGAACCAGGUAAACUGAGCAAGAAGCAGCCUAAAAAAGGAGACAACUUCUAAGUUGUCUGUGUUUGUCUCUUCUAAUAAAUUGGGAGACUGUC
Molecule: messenger RNA, 1467 nt
Organism: Sturnus vulgaris (Common starling)
Lineage: Eukaryota; Metazoa; Chordata; Aves; Passeriformes; Sturnidae
Gene: CRADD
Product: CARD and death domain containing adaptor protein
Biological process (GO): cellular response to mechanical stimulus; positive regulation of apoptotic signaling pathway
Cellular component (GO): cytoplasm
Molecular function (GO): protease binding; death domain binding
Source: RefSeq, a predicted model, not a curated record